Molecule: messenger RNA, 9969 nt
Organism: Oncorhynchus nerka (sockeye salmon)
Lineage: Eukaryota; Metazoa; Chordata; Actinopteri; Salmoniformes; Salmonidae
Exons: 6
Coding region: 180-1034 (284 amino acids)
Cellular component (GO): mitochondrion
Molecular function (GO): glycine N-acyltransferase activity
Source: RefSeq, a predicted model, not a curated record
AUAGUUUCUAUAUGUUUGCAUAGUGGCCGAUGUGAAGUCAUUGUCCCCUCCGUCGUAACUCCGAAAGUAAAGUGCUGAAGGUUGUAAAACUUGUUGAAGUAAAAGUGAAGUGUUCACUAUUGCGUAAUAAAUCCAGGAAGCAAUGGAAUGAUUUGCCCGCAUUUGUUUAGUGUCAAAUCAUGCAAGUGUCAGAACGAGGAACAACCAUGGAGCAACUAAAUGAAAUGCAGCUAAAGACUGUUGAGACCCAACUGAAAGAGCUAUUUCCUCAGUCGCAGCAGGUUUAUGGUUACAUUUUCCAGAUGAACAGAGUUAUGGCUGACCCAAUUCAGGUUUUUGUGGACCGCUGGCCAGAAUUCAAUGUCAUUCUCUGCAAACCACCAUAUGGGAAGGAGGGGGACCUAUUUAAAGACACAUGUGUUUUUACGAAAGAUGAAGCUUCUUUUAGGAAUAUCCUUGGAGAGAACAACAUAAUUGACUGGACAAAGUUCCUCUGUUUAGGCACCAGUCUUUGCUAUGAGGAGAUGAUGAUGGCGGUGGCUUCUGAGAGAAAGGUGCCCGUGAAUAAAGUGUCUGUGAGUCACAUGAUGAUGCUCCAGGAUCCAUCCCGCCUUUCACCUGUAGAAAGUGCAAUUGAAUCAAUGAUAUCCUCACUGGACGAAUCCCAUACUGAUCUGGUCAACAAAACCUGGAAGUUCGGGAACACGGAGAACAGUUUCCAGAUGAUCCGGAACAUGAUCCGGCACUACCCGUCUUGCUGUGUGCUGGAUGCAGAGAGCCAGCUGCCCAUAGCCUGGGUUCUGACCUAUCCCUCCUGUGCCAUGGGUAUGUUGUACACCCUGCAGGAGCACAGAGGACAGGGCCUGGCCAAAGCCCUGGUCAGCAGCAUGUCCAGGAGACUCUAUUCUCAGGGCUUCCCAGUGUACUGCUUCGUUGAGGAGGAGAAUACACUGUCCUACAACCUUUUCACCAACCUGGGCUUUACUGAGGACCCUCAAUACAGGGCUGCAUGGUUUGACUUUAACAGUUUAUGAUUAAGGUCGUGCAUAGAGAUCAAUGUUGACAUUAAAAGCUAUGCUAUUAUCUCCAAAAAAAGACAGUGUGUGAAGAGAUCAUAUCAUUGCAGGAUAUUACUUUGAACAGUUAAAUGUAUCUAUGCACACAAUUCAAAUACCUUUUAGACUGGCAACGAUUCCAUUAUUUUACAUUUAGCGACAAUCUUAUCCAGAGUGAUUAAAUUUUUUUACUUUUCCUUACUGGUCCCCUGUGGGAGUCAAACCCACAACUCUGUCGUUGGAAGCGCCAUGCUCUACCAACUGAGCCACACGGCACCCCAUGAUGUUUGUUUCUCCAGGCUUAUUUUCAGUGUGGUGUAAUUAGAAUGCUGCAUAGUAAAAUAUACUAAUUGUAUUCUGAGCUAUAACACUUCAUCAGUGUUUAGAUUUCUGAUUCCAAAUGAGGGAAUGUUUACAAAAACAAGACAAAAAAUAGAAUAAAUACAAUUAAACUCAACAAAAAAAGAAACGUCCCUUUUUCAGGACAGUGUCUUUCAAAGAUAACAACUGCACAGGAUCGGUACAUCCGAAAAUCACACCUGCGGGACCGGUACAGGAUGGCAUCAACAACCGCCCGAGUUACACCAGGAACGCACAAUCCCUCCAUCAGUGCUCAGACUGUCCACAUUAGGCUGAGAACGUCACCUGUGGGCACAAACCCAUCUUCGCUGGACCAGACAGGACUGGCAAAAGUGCUCUUCACUGACAAGUCGCGGUUUUGUCUCACCAGGGGUGAUGGUUGGAUUCGCAUUUAUCGUCGAAGGAAUGAGCGUUACACCGAGGCCUGUACUCUGGAAUGGGAUCGAUUUGGAGGUGGAGGGGCCGUCAUGGUCUGGGGCGGUGUGUCACAGCAUCAUCGGACUGAGCUUGUUGUCAUUGCAGGGAAUCUCAACACUGUGCGUUACAGGGAAGAUAUCCUCCUCCCUCGUGUGGUACCCUUCCUGCAGGCUCAUCCUGACAUGACCCUCCAGCAUGACAAUGACACCAGCCAUACUGCUCAUUCUGUGCGUGAUUUCCUGCAAGACAGGAAUGUCAGUGUUCUGCCAUAGCCAGCGAAGAGCCCGGAUUUCAAUCCCAUUGAGCAUGUCUGGGACCUGUUGGAUCGAAGGGCUAGGGCCAUUCCCCCCAGAAAUGUCCUGGAACUUGCAGGUGCCUUGGUGGAAGAGUGAGGCAACAUCUUACAGCAAGAACUGGCAAAUCUGGUGCAGUCCAUGAGGAGGAGAUGCACUGCAGUACUUAAUGUAGCUGGUGGUCACACCAGAUACUGACUGUUACUUUUGAUUUUGACCCCCCCCCCUUUGUUCAGGAACACAUUAUUCAAUUUCUGUUAGUCACAUGUCUGUGGAACAUGUUCAGUUUGUCUCAGUUGUUGGAUCUAGUUAUGUUCAUACAAAUAUUUACACAUGUUAAAAGUUUGCUGAAAAUAAAUUCAGUUGAUAGUGAGAGGACUAUCAAGUGUAAAACAUGUUAAUAUAGUGUAAAACAUGAUAAAAAAUAUUUCUUAUUCAUCUUUGUUUAGUACUGAACUUCACAGGCUGAUGCUACCAAAGUGGUUAGAGUUCCUCAGAAGUGAAAAGCACAAAAAAAACUCAACAUUUAGACUAGAGGAAAGGUUGUUUAAGACAACAAUUUUACAUUCAACACAGUGUAAGGUCAAUGAUGCAUUUUCCAGCUUGAAAUAACACCAAUAACACAACAUUAAAAUAAUGGUUGUUGUCAAACGUGUCAGGCUCAAAAUAGAGUCACAGGACAUAGUAUGAAAUGCUUAAUUGUCAGAUACUGAGCCAACUGUCACACUCCUUACUCCAAGUCAGCAAUCAAAUGGGCACAUUUUUCUUGCAUCACCUUACUGAAAGGAUUUUUAAAUUGAACCUUUAUUUAACCAGGUAAGUCAGUUAAGAACAAUUUCUUAUUUACAAUGACGGCCUAACGGGGAACAGUGGGUUAACUGCCUUGUUCAGGGGCAGAACAACAGAUUUUCACCAUGUCAGCUCGGGGAUUCUUUUCGGUUGCUGGCCCAAUGCUCUAACCACUAGGCUACCUACCGCCCAUAGACAUGAAACAUGCAGAUGAAACCAACUGCACCAUCCGCAGCAAAGACACCAUUAAUCCACAUCCUCUCUCCUCCAGCCUUACCAGCCAUCUCUCCCAGUAACGUAGCACUGGAUCUGAGCUAAGUAGAUGGGCCAGGGAACCAUCUUUUUCUCACUAGUAUCUGUCCAUUCUCAACCUGCAGGGAGAGCAAGAAACCAUGGAGGAAAUGAAGCACAUUGUGUAUUAUGUGAGAAAGACAUUUGAGAGAGAGACUCAUUUAACUCACAGCUCUUCCACCUUGGCCCUAACUCUUCGAUGUUUGCAUUUCUGUAUGGUGGCAGCAAUACUGUUAGCUCCAUCACUACACUGCUUAUUCCUAUCCAGAAUCUUCAGAACUGCUAACAUUUAAGGAUUAGUGCCAAGGAGGAGCUGUAUGAAGUGAAUUAGGAUGAGAGAGUAUGGUAGUUUAGGUCAUUCACACCUGGUAGUUGUAGUUCACGUCGUUGUUUAAGGCCCCAACAUAGUCUGCUACCUGUAGGGGGUUGUUGUACGUGUUGAUGAGGAAAGUUUUCAACCUCUGAUGUUUCCGUUAAAAGCACUUUCAAUUAAGAUUCUCCAUUGAGCAUGCAUGUUUUUUAGUCCAGGACUAGGCUUUAUCUGUGUCUGGAAAGAAUAACAAAGUCUGAGUUGGCCAAAUAAACUUACAGGUCAGGUAGAGCCUCUAGUCCUUCCUUUGAUAAGAUGUUGGUCGCGUUCCAGGCUGACAACAUUGCAGACGUUGCAUUACAUCAAAUUAUGUGGUUAGCUGAUAUGUUGAACAUCUAUCCAGUCGUUGGGAGAUCUGGUAGUCGUCUGCAAUGUAGUUAGCCUGGAACGUGGCCAUCCUCACCUGUAGAAAGCAACGCAGUCCACAAAUCAAAGAUAGCCUAGUUUGUCAUGCUGCACACUGCUCUCGAUGGCUCUCACUCCCCUAACGUCCUCCAACACAUGGUGUAUACUCUCCAUGUACCCCUCUACCUCUGCUGGAACCUCUGGUGCCUUCUCAGGAUCUGCUGUGUCUUCCCCUGGGGCCUCCUCUGUUGUCAAUGGGCAAACACUCCCCACGGUCAUGUGGAAAAGCUUCCCUUGCCUGAAUAGAUCUGACAUGUUUGUUUGUGUGGAUCAUGUCCUCAUGAUUAAAUCAACUUUUACUAUCAGAGGGUUCUGCUUACACCUACUACCUCAUAUUGUAUUCCUUAAAGCCAUCCUAUACCAGUUGAGUGAUAAUCUUCCUCCUACACCUCUCCAGGUAAAACUUUUGUUCCGGGUACAGUGUCUGCUGAAGGAUAUGGAUCACACAUCCAAGCUCAGUUUCGCCAGAUUAAAAUGCCCUGUUGCAACGGGUGGAGCAUUUUAAACACUUUGGGUGGCAGUCGUUAGGAGGGUGUUUGGGAUUUUCUCACAUGUCCGUAGAUUUGAGCAUCUGGCUCCUUUAGGAUCUUGGUAUUUUGAGCACUGACUCAGUGGGACACAACUGACUUGACAAGUGUAGAGUAGCGUCUGCUGUCCAUGGAACUGUAUGGACUGCGUUUCUUACGAGCUGGAGAUACAUUGGAAGUGGAGAAAGUAUUCACGGAAGUCGGGGUACAAUGGGAGAAGAGUCCAGUCACAACCCUAGCUGGCUCCCACACACGAUGUGCACAUCUAAACAGCUGAUGGAAAUGCAUUCUAGUUUGUUAGAUAACUUAGCUAGCCACAUACAAUAGUACACAGUGAAAGUUGUAGGAGAUAUACCCAAGGACGUCAGAGGACAAAAAUCAGUUAACCACCUAACUGAGGAACUCAAUUUAACCUUGCGCAAUACCAUAGAUGCAGUCGCCCCCCUAAAAACUAAAAACAUUUGUCAUAAUAAACUAGCUUCCUGGUAUACAGAAAAUACCCGAGCUCUGAAGCAAGCUUCCAGAAAAAUGGAACGGAAAUGGCGCCACACCAAACUGGAAGUCUUCCGACUAGCUUGGAAAGACAGUACCGUGCAGUAUCGAAGAGCCCUCACUGCUGCCUGAUCAUCCUAUUUUUCCAACUUAAUUGAGGAAAAUAAGAACAAUCCCAAAAAAAAGUGAUACUGUCGCAAAGCUAACUAAAAAGCAGCAUUCCCCAAGAGAGGAUGGCUUUCACUUCAGCAGUAAUACAUUCAUGAACUUCUUUGAGGAGAAGAUCAUGAUCAUUAGAAAGCAAAUUACGAACUCCUCUUUAAGUCUGCAUAUUCCUCCAAAGCUCAGUUGUCCUGAGUCUGCACAACUCUGCCAGGACCUUGGAUCAAGGGAGACACUCAAGUGUUUUAGUACGAUAUCUCUUGACACAAUGAAGAAAAUAAUCAUGGCCUCUAAACCUUCAAGCUGCAUACUGGACCCUAUUCCAACUAAACUACUGAAAGAGCUGCUUCCUGUGCUUGGCCCUCCUAUGUUGAACAUAAUAAACGGCUCUCUAUCCACCGGAUGUGUACCAAACUCACUAAAAGUGGCAGUAAUAAAGCCUCUUGAAAAAGCCAAACCUUGACCCAGAAAAUAUUUUUAAAACUAUCGGCCUAUUUUGAAUCUCCCAUUCCUCUCAAAUAUUUUAGAAAAAGCUGUUGCACAGCAACUCACUGCCUUCCUGAAGACAAACAAUGUAUACGAAAUGCUUCAGUCUGGUUUUAAACCCCAUCAUAGCACUGAGAUUGCACUUGUGAAGGUGGUAAAUGACCUUUUAAUGGCGUCAGACCGAGGCUCUGCAUCUGUUGCUGGGCAAUAUGGACUUUCAGCUCCCUCCAAAGAUGUUCUACUGGGUUCAGGUCUGGAGACUGGCUAGGCCACUCCACGACCUUGAGAUGCUUCUUACGGAGCCACUCCUUAGUUGCCCUGGCUGUGUGUUUCGGGCCUCCUAAUUGUCCCUAGAAUUUCUAAGCAAACAGCUGGAGGCAGGGCUUUCUCCUAUAGAGCUCCACUUUUAUGGAAUGGUCUGCCUACCCAUGCGAGAGACGCAGACUCUGUCUCAACUUUUAAGUCUUUAUUGAAGACUCAUCUCUUCAGUAGGUCCUAUGAUUGAGUGUAGUCUGGCCCAGGAGUGUGAAGGUGAACGGAAAGGCACUGGAGCAACGAACCGCCCUUGCUGUCUCUGCCUGGCCAGUUCCUGAUAGAGGAAAUUAUAGUUGAAAUGAUUAAUUAUGUAUACAUUAUUGAUUAGAACCAUUUAUUCUAAUACUAUUAUGUUAUGGUAUGAAAAGUAUGAGUUCUUGAUUAAGCUGUUACUGAAAAUGUAAGCAGAAAGAAUUAAUUGUCUGUGCCUCUCGGGCGGUUUAAGGGGGAGAGAUGCUAUAGCUUUUCAGACAGAUAAGAAAUGUUUGGGUGGUGUUCCAUUAGUGGAGAAAAGUAUAUCUUUUAGACAGUUUGGAAUGUAGUUUUAUGGGGGGAGUAGAGGAAGAGUUCCAGACCAAAAAACAAUGGGCUCUUGUGAGAAUCGGAGAGAGGGUGGGAAACUGAUGUCAUUUUCAGUUUAUAACCUGUGGAAAUAUGUGUAUGCGUGAGUACUCUCUUGUAAUAAACGCUGUUUACCUUUGGCUUUUAAGACUGGUCUCAAUCUACUUCAUGCAUAAUUAAUGAACUUACAACUCAUUAAUGAAUUAGAAGUGAGUGCGAAUUGGUUUUGGCAAUAAAACAUACAGGAAUUUAGAAUUCCUCUAUCAAUUUGGUCCUUUGAGUGCCGGAUCUAAAUACCUCUCCCUGUGCCUGGAGGUAGUACGCUGGAAAAUCGUGCACGGACGAGUUUUUGACUCGUUUUACUAAAGACCUGACCUCUGAAUUGAGGUUAAAAUUUAAACAGGCCUGCGUAUUAUCACGGAGGACAGGGAGGGUGACUAGAUACAACGAACAAUGCUUAUCCCAGUCGGCAGCAGGUAAAGUAGCCUUUAUUCUCGAAUUUGGGAGGGAUUAUUUAGGAUAUUUAUUGAUUAAAAUGUUAUGAAGGAGUUGAAUUUGAUCAAUAAUAGGUGCUUGAAUAUUCCGAACAAAUAAAAUGGGUUUCUACCGGGGGUAUUAACCAGGAUAUCGAUAAAAAGGAAGCAGGUCCGAAAUUGACCUGAGGUAAGGUGCGCUACCAUCAAAUAAACUAGAGCUUAAUUAAUAAAGCCUGGUCUUGCAAGCCAGAAGGUUAUUAAGGAGUGAUAUAGUAUGCAUUGGAGAAUUAGGACGCUUGUUCCGUACAAAUAGGAUGGCCAAUAAUUCAAUAAACAUACCUAAAUAAAGUUUUUACCUAAUAGUCUAUCUGUAUAUGGGAAGUAGUCUGACUGUGGAAAGUAGCAGAUAGAUAUGUUAAAACAGGUGAGGAUAAAUUAGGCUUGGUGAGAAGGCAGGGUAAUUCUAGGCGAACAGAAUAAAUGAACCUGUACAAUGCUGAAAGAAAUUAAUAUCAAAUGAUAAGUGAUUAGUCUAGAGUAGUGAGAUUUGAGACAUUAACGUUGAAAGUCCCAAAAGGAAUAUCCUAUGGGUAAAUGGGAUGUCCGAUCAAAAGUCUUCUAUAGACGUGGUUCACAGGAGAGGUCAACUUAGUCUAGAGUAGUGAGAUCCGAGACAUUAACGUUGAAAGUCCCAAAAGGAAUAUCCUAUGGGUGAAAUGUGAUGUCCGAUCAAAAGUCUUCUAUGGACGCGGUUCACAGGAUGGAAAAUACAUACUGAUUAUUUUUAAAGGAACACACACAUAGGCAGACAGAAUAAUAACUAGAAGUAACUAAGUAACGGUAAAUUACAAAUUUAUAGAACUGCACGCACAUAGAAUUAAAAAAUUAUAUAAGUGAUUAGAUACCAUAGCUACAAGGGAACGGCAAGGAUUUAGAAUGGGUGGGAAUGCUUCAAAGAAAGCCCCGGAACUAACGGGAGACGAGCGUUACAUGGAACAGAGAGUCAAGAGAAACAUCGAUUUCGGUCUAAGAUGGAAAAAAAAAAAUGAGUUUGAUGGCCGUCUAAAUGUAGAUAGAGAAGGAAAUAAAGUCGAGAAAAAUUAAUAAGGUGAGUCAAAAGAAAAAUACAAGAUGUUUUAAUUGUAACAAAAUUGGACAUUUCGCCCGGGAGUGUAACACUCCAAGAAAAAAUCGUCAACAGGUUGUAAUUUAACUGUGGGGAAGUCAGAGGCGACAAUCGAGUAAAGAAAGGGAAGGUUCAGAUACAAAGGGAGCGAGAUUAACGAGAAUUCUAAUUGAUGGUAAAUUAUAAUUCAGGAUUUGAACAGAUGUGAUAAAUAAGGUUUGGUUAAUCGAACAAGAAUUAUUUACAAUUCAUUUGAAGUCGCUACGAAUUGGCAGGUUGAGUGCUUGAUGAUUACGUCACUAGCGAGGCACUUUUGUAACCAGGGACUGGGGAUAACGGAGCAAAUCGUAUGGCUGUUAGUGUGUGUGUCGAGGUUUCGAGUAACUUUUCAGAAGUUGAUAUAAAAGUGUUUUGUUUAUUUGUUUACUGGUUAUGGUCAAUUUUAGGGAUUGAUUUAACUUAGUUGAACAGUGUGUUCUGGCGGGUUUAGGUAGAACUCUUUGUUCCGGGACGGAUGAGAGUUACCCAAAAUAAGUAAAUUAAAGGAGCCAUGAGAGAAUGCGAAUGCAUAUUUAUUAAAUAUUGGGGAUUAAAUUACGGAUUCCUUACACUGUGAAAUGUACGACAUUUGCGGCAGAGAGAAAAAGUAAUGCAUUGGAUAAUAAUGUUAUCGGGUUAAUUGUAUCUAAAGGUAGCAUGUUCGUUUAAGUAAACAUAUCCGUAGACGAUGUUUAAAACUUAUGAUUAAUGAUUUGAGUCAAAGGGGAAUUAUCAUUAGGUUUUAGUUAUAGUUCACUUAUUGAGUUUCUGAUUCGAGGUAGCAUUAGUGAAUGAGAGUUAGGUGUGUGGUGUCUCACUUUUAGAGGCCUCCUGGGAUUAUAACUUUGGAGAGAGUGAGGGAGAGAGCAGCUUUAAACGACCAAAUUGAAAAAGGUCUGCAAAUUAUACACAUAAAACAACUGUUAGAACUGUUUGUUUUAGUGCAAGGGUAUUUUAAAGAGGCACGCUCACAUAUGGAACCUUAUGAGAUGUUAUUUUAUGGGUUUUAAUUACACAGGUGACUAUUUCUAUUGUAAGGAUAAAGGGUUCGUUAUGUCUAAUAUGGUAUGACCUUUUGACCUUAUCAUGACUGGCUUCUGAGGUCUGAUCAGCCUCAGGGGAGAGUCAUUUGUAUAAUGAAUGGAAGUCAUAUUGAGUUACUAGUUUUAAGGUAAAUUCAUUAGAAAUGAAGCAGUUUUGGUUGAGGGGUUAGAAUUACUGUUUGAACCGCAAAAGAGAAAGUGGUUCAGGAUUCCGUCUUAUAACAUUAGCUGUGAAGUUGUUGAAUGGGCUAUUAGUGAUUUGGUAUUGUAACAGAGAGAAAGUCAUAUUCAUCAUUGAGAAUAAAUAGGGGAAGAUAACAUAUUUUGAGCCAACAGGGCAGGGAAUUGAGAUAUUUUUGUUUGGUUUUAACACCCGUGUACAGGAGUGUCAAAAGACGGGGGACAUUACCUGUGUAAUGGGGGAGGGUGUCCGUAUGGGGAUUACAUGAUAACCAACUUGGGACAGUUCUAGGAUUGGAGAAGAGGAUAUCCUUAUAGCAUAGGGGAUCCCAUAAAGGUGGAUAGGUUUUCCAUGAUAUGGGGGAAACCUGGGAGCACUGUUGAACUUUGUAAAGGUGAUGAAAUCCUACUAACCAUCAAAACUAUUAAGCUCUCUGAUGCAGGCACUUACACCCUCGGACCACAAAGGACCGUGACAGACACGAUGGGUGUGUUUCCUAUUAAGGUACUGCCAAAACCAGAGGUCCCAGACGAACCAGGGCCAGACAUACUCCUCUACCACCCCUGGACCGAACCUGUCAC